GCGAGGUGGGUUCGAAGAUGCCCCGCGCGUUCCUGGUGAAGAAGCCGUGCGUCUCCACGUGCAAGAGGAACUGGAGCGAGCUCCCCGACGAGGAGCGCGGCGAGAUCUACGUGCCAGUCAGUCUGGGCUUUUGCCCCCCACAGCCCUACCGGGAGCCAGAGCCAUCGGUGGCUGAGCCCCCGUCUUGCCCCCUGGUUUUGGACAUGAGCCUUCGGGACUCCGGCUAUGGUGUGGCCCCAGGGCCCUGCGUGGUGGCCCAGCUGCCCUCCGAAGACACGAGUCAUUUGGCAGAGCGCCAGAGCAGAGACCACGGCUUUCUGCGCACCAAAAUGAAGGUGACCCUGGGGGACAGUCCCAGUGGAGACCUCUUCACCUGCCACAUCUGCCAGAAGGCCUUCACCUACCAGCGCAUGCUGAACCGCCACAUGAAGUGCCACAACGACGUCAAGAGGCACCUGUGCACCUACUGCGGGAAAGGCUUCAACGACACGUUCGACCUGAAGAGGCACGUCCGCACCCACACCGGUGUGCGGCCCUACAAAUGCAGCCUGUGUGACAAGGCCUUCACGCAGCGCUGCUCGCUGGAGUCCCAUCUUAAGAAGAUCCACGGUGUGCAGCAGAAGUACGCGUACAAGGAGCGGCGGGCCAAGCUGUACGUGUGUGAGGAGUGCGGCUGCACGUCCGAGAGCCAGGAGGGCCACGUCCUGCACCUGAAGGAGCACCACCCCGACAGCCCGCUGCUGCGCAAGACCUCCAAGAAGGUGGCCGUAGCCCUGCAGAACACAGUCACCUCCCUGCUCCAGAGCAACCACCACCUCUGAGCGGCCCCGCCCGGCCUGGGUCGCCUGCCCGCUGCCCGGCGGUGACCGGGCCUAGAGCCCCCUGCGGCUCACAUGUCCGCUCAGGCCUGGCGCUGAGCUCUGCUCACGUUUGCCUUUUUGUCUGAGGGGCAGAGGCCACUCUGAGCCCGGACCAACGUGGGCAAGGCCCAGGGUGCCUUCCCCGUGAAGCAGCCCACCUACAGUGAGAAGACUUCCUUCCCAGAGGACGGAUGGGGAUGCUUGGUGGCCAUGCUCCUCCGGAGCGCGGAGCAUGGGAACAGGGCCGCAGCUCCCCCCAGGGCAGCGGAGGGAAGAGCAGGGGCGGAGAGCAGCUGGGCAAAGCAAGGUGCUGGGGGAGCUGGCGCCCGCCUGCCCUGCAGUGUGCCUAAGGCUCAGGGCCAUGGGGGCCUUGGCCCUUCCCUCAGGGUGGUGCAUACACUGUGCACAGCCGCGGACGCUCCUGCACACACAGGAGGCCUUUCCACACAUCACCUCAUUUUUAGGAAACUGACAACAAGGUGCCAAGGAAGUUUUAUUUCCUUUUUUUUUUU
Molecule: messenger RNA, 1372 nt
Organism: Enhydra lutris kenyoni (northern sea otter)
Lineage: Eukaryota; Metazoa; Chordata; Mammalia; Carnivora; Mustelidae
Product: ovo like transcriptional repressor 1
Exons: 4
Coding region: 18-821 (267 amino acids)
Biological process (GO): epidermal cell differentiation; regulation of transcription by RNA polymerase II
Cellular component (GO): nucleus
Molecular function (GO): RNA polymerase II cis-regulatory region sequence-specific DNA binding; DNA-binding transcription factor activity, RNA polymerase II-specific
Source: RefSeq, a predicted model, not a curated record